This is a messenger RNA of Penicillium oxalicum, 858 nucleotides long. It is a transcript of the gene hapE, whose product is annotated as CCAAT-binding factor complex subunit HapE. Gene Ontology annotation, biological process: regulation of DNA-templated transcription. Gene Ontology annotation, cellular component: nucleus; CCAAT-binding factor complex. The record is from RefSeq and is a predicted model, not a curated record. Lineage: Eukaryota; Fungi; Ascomycota; Eurotiomycetes; Eurotiales; Aspergillaceae. Bases 1 to 858 code for a protein of 285 amino acids. The transcript has 4 exons. Gene Ontology annotation, molecular function: protein heterodimerization activity; DNA-binding transcription activator activity, RNA polymerase II-specific; DNA binding.
AUGGAUCAGACAUCGCAGAAUGCCCAGCAGCAAGCUAGACAGCAGCAGCAACAACAGCCGGUGUAUGAUGUGAGGAAUGGUGGACACUACGGCGCCAGUGCUGCGCUCUCCGCACAAGGAUAUGCGCCCGUCGCUGAGCUCUACACUGGCACGUGGGCGAACGUGAACCAAGGCCUGCAGGGCACAGCCCGUGACAUCCUCACCACCUACUGGCAGCACGUCAUCAAUCACCUGGAGACCGACAAUCACGAUUACAAGAUCCACCAGCUUCCCCUCGCGCGAAUCAAGAAGGUUAUGAAGGCCGAUCCCGAGGUCAAGAUGAUUUCUGCCGAAGCGCCCAUUCUGUUCGCCAAAGGCUGUGAUAUUUUCAUUACCGAGUUGACGAUGCGUGCAUGGAUCCAUGCCGAGGACAACAAGCGACGCACUCUCCAGCGUUCUGACAUUGCCGCAGCCCUCUCCAAGUCAGACAUGUUCGAUUUCUUGAUCGACAUUGUUCCCCGUGAAGAGGCCACUUCCCACGCAAAGCGAUCGAGCCAGGCUGGCGCCGGUGGUGCUGGUCCCGCCCCUGGUCCUGGCCAAAUGCCGCCUACCCAGCACAGCGUCCCGCAGCACAUGGGCCCGGCGGACUAUGGUUCCCUUGGUCAGCAUGGCAUGUCCCAGGAGCAGGAGUAUCGUCAACAACAGGCAAUGUACCCUGGCACUGUUCAGCAGGAUCCCACGGGCGCGUAUGGCCAGCCGCAGCCUCAAAUGUUUGAGGGGAUGUAUGGCUACCCUCACAUGCCACCUCAGCAGGUUCGUACCCACCAUACUGCCCUUCAUACCCAAUUCGCAACGCCAAAUGCUAACCAAGCCAAGUGA